AAUCAGACAAGUUACCACGGCGACCGGAGGUUCAGUUUGAAAGUGGCCGUUAAUGAACCUCACCCUCAAUAGGACGGAUAAAGCGCGUUUAGACCGUGUGACAACCGAAGGAGUAGUUAGAGGACCGAAAACAAACUUUUUCUUAUCUUUGUAAUUAGCCGGUCUGCCUCAAACUUGCUCUUGGGAGGUGUCAUUGACGGCUGGAAGUUUAAUUCUUUUUCCUAAGAGAUUCGACAGUCAUGUCCGCGCGUUUAGACGUAGUUAGCCGCGUCGAGUGCUGAUGUGCUUGCGAGCUAGCCAGCAAGUCGGACAGCAGUGAGUUAAAGCGCGGUUAUCCGCGGUCGGUUAUUGGACCGGCUGGCAUAAACCAUCGUAGGCAGCCAGCGAGAGCAGACGGAGGACCGCGAUGAUCCCCGAAUGUCCACGGAGCGCUGAGAGCCGAAGCCGAACGAGGUGCUAUGGGCAGGUCGUGGAAGCGAACCAGAGCCGCAGCGGCUUGCUGUCGGACAUCAGGACUCCCAUCAAGACCGAUGCCUUCCACGACCACUACAGCCUUAUCCCCGGUCGAGAGCUGGGCAGGGGGAAGUUUGCUGUUGUGAAGAAGUAUGUGGAAAAAUGCACAGGAAAGGUGUAUGCCGCCAAGUUCAUGAGAAAGAGGAGGAAGGGCCAGGACUGCAGGCUAGAGAUCAUCCAUGAGAUCGCCGUCCUGGAGUUGGCCACUUCCUGCCCAUGGGUUGUGGAUCUACACGAGGUUUACGAGACGGCCAGUGAGAUGAUCCUGGUGCUGGAGUUUGCUGCCGGGGGAGAAAUAUUUAACCAGUGCGUUGCCGAGCGGGAUGAAGCCUUCAAGCCGGAGGACGUGAGGAGGCUGAUGAGGCAGAUUUUGGAGGGUAUCGCCUACCUUCACAAGAACAGUGUGGUGCACUUGGACCUCAAGCCCCAGAAUAUCCUUCUGACCAGCGAUUCUCCCAUUGGAGACAUAAAGAUAGUGGAUUUUGGGCUGUCACGCAUGGUGAGCAGCAACCAGGAGCUGCGGGAAAUCAUGGGCACCCCAGAGUACGUGGCUCCAGAGAUUCUAAAUUAUGAGCCAAUAAGCACAGCAACAGACAUGUGGAGUAUCGGCGUGCUGGCUUACGUGAUGCUGACAGGAACCUCUCCCUUCCUUGGUGACGACAAGCAGGAGACCUUUCUCAACAUCUCUCAGAUCAACAUCAGCUAUUCGACAGAGGAGCUACAGGGCAUUGAGCAACCUGCAGUUGACUUCAUGAAGUCCCUGCUCAUCAAAGAGCCGCAGCAGCGCGCCACUGCAGAGGAGUGCCUUCAACACCCCUGGCUCCAGCCGCCCCCUCCCCCAAAGGAGGCAGAAGGGGCAGGUGACACUGCAUCUGGGCAGGCCUGCCCCGUGCCACUCACCAUCAGUGAGUCAGGCGAAGGCCAGGAGGGCCCCGUGUCAGAGGAGCUCAUCGUCAUGGCCGCCUAUACGCUGGGACAGUGCCGGCAGUCGGAGAAAGAGAGCAUAACCCCCGACCCCAAGGCGGUCUCCAAGCGCUUCAAGUUUGAGGAGCCCUUUGGGACCCUGCAGGAGGUGCCCGGGGAGUUCAUCUUCUGAAGGGUCCUUUCGACCCACCUUGCCGUCCAGACUGAAGCCAAACCACCUUUUUCUUCAUUUUUUUAUUUGUGCUGCUUUAAUUCUGCUGGAUAAGUCAGAGCUGAGCCACGUGGGGCAGUGACGUCGUUUCUUCCAUUGGCGUCUGGGGCUCCGCUCGUGGGCUAAGGCACGAGAGAGCAGGCCGGCGCCUUCCCUUUCGUUUGUUUCGUUUGCCAUUUGCAAAAGUGAACUGUUUUUCUUUUGUUAUUUACCAGUACAGAAUUGAUUUAAGGGAUGUGUGGGGAGAUAAAUAUGUAUAUAAAACAAAAUGCUAAUAUUGUUUUAAAAGUAAGUUUAAAUAAAACAGUUUAAAAAAGCCAUUGCACAAUUUAGACCCUAAACUUGUAGAUCCAUGUUUACGGUCAGCUCUUGGGUUUAUAUCUGUGAAGCAAUAAUUAUAUUCACCAUAUACUUUACUUUUUAUGCUGAGUAAAGCUUUUAGCUGUCCUGUCAACUGGAUCCUGUUAAUCCGAGUUUGUCUCCAUUUAACUACAUCUUUUUAUGGAACAGAUUUGAACAUGAAUACCUUUGAAUCCACAAAUAAAUGUUCCCAGCAACCCAGGGAUCUUUCUUGGUUAUAAGAUUUUUUUUUUCGCUUACCCACAACACUGUGAAGCUUUUGCGUGAAAUGUUUAAAGAAACCGAAUAGUGUUUGCCAAAGCACAAAAACCAGCAAUACAUCAGGGAUAUUUGAUUAUAAUGUUUUGUAAUUGCAUACUGGCACAGUAAAUCUGAACAGCUAAUGUGGAAUUGAAUGUUAAUAAAUUAGAAAUAUUGCUA
Messenger RNA from Brienomyrus brachyistius, 2428 nucleotides. RefSeq names its product serine/threonine kinase 17a (gene stk17a). The transcript is spliced from 7 exons. Gene Ontology annotation, molecular function: protein serine/threonine kinase activity; ATP binding. The coding region runs from base 407 to 1609 and encodes 400 amino acids. Gene Ontology annotation, biological process: positive regulation of apoptotic process; intracellular signal transduction; protein phosphorylation. The record is from RefSeq and is a predicted model, not a curated record. Lineage: Eukaryota; Metazoa; Chordata; Actinopteri; Osteoglossiformes; Mormyridae. Gene Ontology annotation, cellular component: nucleus.